AUGAAUAAUCGCUCCAUCGCCUGGUGGCUGAGACAGAUCGGCCUGCCCCAGUACACCAAGACGCUAGAAAGUGAAUACUAUGGUCUUGAGGGUUUGAUGAAUGUAACUGACGUAGAGCUGAGGGAAGCAGGGGUCGAGGAUGCCACACACCGAGAAACCAUCAUCAACCAGCUUUUAAGACACAGACAGAGACUGGACCCGUGCUCUGGUGACACACACACACACCGGUGGGGGUGCUCUGUGCAGGUCCGGGAGCGCAGGGUGAGCAGAAAGUACUCCCUGGGAUCGUCCAUGGACCUGCCGGGGAAGGAUCUUUUCCGUCACAGUGUUCUACCCCGCCUCCAACGUGCCGACAAGAAGCACCGCCUGUCCGCCUCCUGCUCGCAGCUCCGCCCGCUGAAUGAGGACAACGCUCAGAUCAGUGAGAGGGACAGCAAAAGCAGCAAGCGGAGGAGUGUCAGUGCAUACUUCAGCCAGCUGAAGGUUUUCGGUGGUCGGAGAGAGAUGGACUCGUUGAAGAAGGAGCUGGAGGAGGAGUUGAAGCUCAGCGCCGAGGACCUGAGGAGCCAUGCGUGGUUCCAUGGACAACUGACCCGAGAGGCUGCAGAGUCUCUGUUUGGGAGGGACGGAGACUUCCUGGUCCGGGACUCGAGCUCCUCCCCCGGCGACUAUGUUCUGAGCUGCCUUUGGAAGAACGGGCCGAUGCACUUUAAGAUCAUACGAGUGGUUCUUCGCCCCAAACAGGGCUACGCUCGGGAGCUGUUCCAGUUCGAGGAGGAUCGCUUUGACAAUGUUCCCGCUCUGAUCCGGUUCUAUGUGGGCGGCCGGCGGCCCAUCUCCCAGGCCUCGGGCGCGGUGAUCUUUCAGCCAAUCACGCGGACGCUUCCUUUGCGUGUCAUCAAUGAGCAGAACGCGGACGACCAAAGCAUCAGCGGCAGCAGCAGAGGUGCCGGGCGCGAGAAGAACAGUGAACCCAACAAAAGACGCAGUUUCAGCUCCACGCAUGCCGACACACUGCAUCUCAUCAAUCCUCUGUUAAGGACAGGAAGUCAGCCUGCGAACCUAGAGAAUGUGGGACGGAAGCCUUUUCUUCAGUCGGCCCAGUCCGACAGCAACCUGCGAACUGGUGUUCCACAGACCACUCAGUCAGAGGACCACCACCCCGCCCCCAUCUCCCCUGUGUUUCGCACCGGCAGCGAACCUCUGCUGAGCCCCCGACCACGAAACACACGCCCGUCCCAUCCGGGUGGUGGUGUCACUUUACGGGGCUCAGACGGACAGCUGCACCCCCGAGCUCCUCCCAAACCUCAUCGAUUCUCCACUGUCUUUGCCAACGCUACGCCUCCUCCACCUCCACCCUCAGACUCGGACGAAGACUAUUCUGCUUUAUACACUGAGCUGGUCAUCCAGGUGCCACUGUCCCAAAGUAAAGGCCACGUGGACAGACUACGUGCGGAGGAGAAGUGGCAGAGCCGCGCCCGCCUCACAGAAACUUCCUUCGGCUUCCUGGAGGCCCAGAAGGACGAGGAAUCGCCACAGCCACUGUUUGACGGAGAGCUGCAGAAGACGGCAGCAGAGGGAGGGGAGGACUGGCAUUUUGAACGACCACAUAUUGAGUCGGAGUCAAGUUUCCAGUUGGAUAAGUUCGAGUCGCUGCUGUUACCAGAGAACAACCGACCUCUGGAGCCGAGCAUCCUGCUGUCGCUCAAAGAACUCUUCAACCGCUCCGACGCCAACACCACCGCUCUGCACAUCCUCAGCGUCGACUGCCAGGUAGCGCGGAUCGUUGGCGUGACGGACGAGCAGAAGAGGCUCAUGGGAGUUGAGUCGGGGCUGGAGCUGGUCACUCUGCCACACGGACACCAGCUACGACAGGACCUGCUAGAAAGACAUCAUCUAAUCGCACUGGGAGUCGCAGUGGACAUCCUGGGCUGCACAGGAACCGUGAGCCAAAGGGCAACUGUGUUACAUAAAUUAAUCUCAUUGGCUCAGGCGCUGAAAGAUCACACCCACAACCUUUACUCCUUCUCUGCCGUGAUGAAGGCUCUGGAGAUGCCUCAGAUCGAGCGCCUGGAGAUGACGUGGCGAGGGCUGCGGAGGAACCACACAGAGAGCGCCAUCUUAUUUGAGAAGAAACUCAAGCCCUUCAUGAACUCGCUGAACGAGGGAGACGACUCUGUGGUUCAGGGCCCGAUCGCCGUGCCACACCUGGUUCCUCUGCUGAUGACGAUGGAGGGCGAGGACCCGGUCGAGGACAGCGACAGGGGCUGUGAGCUCCUCUUCGAUGUUCUCCAAUCGGCUCGCAGCGCUGCACUACAUGCAAAAGACUAUCAGAAGCACGCACACGCUCUGCUCACAGGAGACUGGGAGCCGGUCCCCGAGCUGCUGGAGGUUUUCCGGACGGAGUUCGCCCUGCGCCUGCUCUGGGGUCUGUCGGGGGCGACCGCCGGCAGAGAGGAGCGCUACGAGAAGUUUGACAAAAUCCUCUGUGUUCUCUCGGAUAAACUGGAGCCCGUGGAGAUCACUCCACUAGACCCCGACACUUUAACCUGAUCCCACAGGCGCCUGCUUCACUGGGUGAAAGGGGACAUCAGCAUCCAAAGACAAAAAGAUGCUGUGUGUGUUUUGUGUGAAGAUCUGACCUUUGACGUCACACACACACGUAAAGGGAGAAGUUAUUUUUUCCUUCACUGGCUGAGAUGUGACAAAUUUUGUAAAAAAAUAAUAACUGUGUGGACUGACUUUACUGUGAAAAGGACUUUGCUUGAUCCAUUUUCCUUUUGCAGGAAAUCUGACAUUGUUGACCCCAAAAAUAUCUGUUUACUAUUCCAAAUAUGCAUUUCUGACACUCGGAUACUUGAGGCUCCAAUGGACACAGCACGGACAUUAUUAAAACUGAGUUCAGGAACUGCAGCUCUGUGGAACCACACUGGAAAUAGUCUUUUUUUUCACAGAUGACGCAAUAAAUGAAUGUUUACUUUUAGUCAUAUUUCAAUUUUUACAUGUUGCAUUUCCCAUAAAUGACAAGAAACAG
Molecule: messenger RNA, 3034 nt
Organism: Limanda limanda (common dab)
Lineage: Eukaryota; Metazoa; Chordata; Actinopteri; Pleuronectiformes; Pleuronectidae
Gene: sh2d3a
Product: SH2 domain containing 3A
Exons: 19
Coding region: 1-2553 (850 amino acids)
Biological process (GO): positive regulation of peptidyl-serine phosphorylation; small GTPase-mediated signal transduction
Molecular function (GO): phosphotyrosine residue binding; guanyl-nucleotide exchange factor activity
Source: RefSeq, a predicted model, not a curated record